This is a messenger RNA of Mesitornis unicolor (brown roatelo), 1216 nucleotides long. RefSeq names its product zinc finger protein ZIC 3-like. The annotation marks the transcript as partial. Gene Ontology annotation, biological process: regulation of transcription by RNA polymerase II; central nervous system development. Lineage: Eukaryota; Metazoa; Chordata; Aves; Mesitornithiformes; Mesitornithidae. The record is from RefSeq and is a predicted model, not a curated record. Gene Ontology annotation, cellular component: nucleus. Gene Ontology annotation, molecular function: RNA polymerase II cis-regulatory region sequence-specific DNA binding; DNA-binding transcription factor activity, RNA polymerase II-specific. The transcript is spliced from 3 exons.
CCGGACACCCCGGGCUACCUGCUCUUCUCCGGCCUCCAUGAGCAGAGCCCCAGUCACACGUCUCCCAACGGGCAUAUGGACAACGGGCAGAUGCACCUGGGGCUGCGGGGAGACCUCUUCGGGCGACCGGAUCCUUACCGGGCCGUCUCCAGCCCCCGCACGGACCCUUACGCCGGCGCCCAGUUUCACAACUACAAUCAUAUGAACAUGAAUAUGGGCAUGAACGUGGCAGCCCAUCACCACCACCAUCACCACCACGGCCCCGGGGCUUUCUUUCGGUACAUGCGCCAGCCAAUCAAGCAAGAAUUGUCAUGUAAGUGGCUCGACGAGAGCCAACUCAGCCGGCCCAAGAAGAGCUGCGACAGGACUUUCAGCACCAUGCACGAACUGGUGACCCAUGUCACCAUGGAGCACGUCGGGGGACCGGAGCAGAAUAACCACAUCUGCUACUGGGACGAGUGUCCGCGGGAGGGCAAGUCCUUCAAAGCGAAAUACAAACUGGUGAACCACAUUCGGGUGCACACGGGGGAGAAACCCUUCCCCUGCCCCUUCCCCGGCUGCGGCAAGAUCUUUGCCCGCUCUGAGAACCUCAAGAUUCACAAGCGGACACACACAGGUGAGAAGCCCUUCAAGUGCGAGUUUGAGGGCUGCGACAGGCGCUUUGCCAACAGCAGCGACAGGAAGAAACACAUGCACGUCCACACCUCGGACAAGCCCUACAUCUGCAAGGUGUGCGACAAAUCCUACACCCACCCCAGCUCACUUAGGAAACACAUGAAGGUGCACGAAUCCCAAGGGUCGGACUCUUCCCCUGCAGCCAGUUCGGGGUAUGAGUCCUCUACCCCCCCUGCGGUGGGCUCCACUGGCAGUAAGGACUCCACUAAAAUGCCGCCGGCCGCCCUUCAGAGUAACCCCGGCCACAACCCUGGACUGCCCCCCAAUUUUAAUGAGUGGUAUGUGUGAAGGCAGCUGCUGCCCAGCCAGAGACUGGACCAAAUGCGUUGGGAACAAGGAAAAAAAAAUAAAAACGACAAACCAAGCCAACUGCAGCUCGCUCCCAUGGAAAUGGAGUUUCCACACCGACGACUACAUAGGGCUACAACCUAGUUAACUGCCAGGAUCCGGGGGUGGUGUCUUUUAUUAUAAUAUAAUUAUUACUAUUUUUUUGCAAGCCCAGAUGCUGGACUAGCCAUGUCCUUUUCUCAGGAUUGGAUUU